This is a messenger RNA of Paraphaeosphaeria sporulosa, 1683 nucleotides long. RefSeq names its product CoA-transferase family III. Gene Ontology annotation, molecular function: catalytic activity. The transcript has 4 exons. NCBI's taxonomy places the organism in Eukaryota, Fungi, Ascomycota, Dothideomycetes, Pleosporales, Didymosphaeriaceae. Bases 1 to 1683 code for a protein of 560 amino acids. The record is from RefSeq and is a predicted model, not a curated record.
AUGGUAUUCUACAAAUCGACCGAAGAGUCGAAAAACAUCCUGCAGAUUUUACUGAAAUUGUUCAGCGAAAAUGAUAAUGAGCUUCCCCAAUCAGUUCGCCACCGGACUGAAAAUGUUACGUUCGACGCGAAACGAAAUUUACCCUACUUCCCGAUCCCCUUCAAGGAGACAGAGACCACUGCGGCAUUGAAAGCAAUCGAGGCAUCGGUGGCUGCCGAAUUGGGUGAUCUAAAAGCCGGAGAAGAUUCGCAAAGAGCCAUCAAGAUUGAUCUAGAGAAAACAACUGCUUUCCUAUUCCAAGCGUAUCUGGCUACUGUCGGAGGCAAAAGCAAGUUGGAUCCAGAUGUCAAGAGACUUCUCAAAGACACGGACCUUCUGAAGGCGCAAUCUGAUCCGUACCGUCGCAUGUCUGCAAAUCUGUACGAGACGAAAAAUCAGGGAGAGUACUACCAUAUCCAUGGCUCACUUGAAGCAUCGACAACCUUGGGUAUGAUCGGUUUAGAGCCUUUUCGGCCUGAUCUUGAAACCCAUGAGGAGAUCGUCAGUACGAUAGAAGAUGCCGUUCGAAAACUCACGAUAGACGAGCUCGAAGAAAUGAAUGCCGCCAAUAAGCAGGCCGGAGUACCCGUGAUGAAACAUGAGGACUUUUUGAAGACACCACAUGGAAGGGUAGCAACGAAAGCUUUGCCAUGGAGCGUACACUCACUGGAAGAACAGACACCGCCUUUUCCUCUCCCAUCCAGCGAUGAUAAAAGACCACUCUCCGGUAUCAAAGUUCUUGAACUAUGCCGAAUCAUUGCAGGGCCCACAAUUACCCGCAUCCUGGGCGAGUAUGGUGCCACUGUCUUGAAGAUCACGAGCCCUCACCUAAGCGAUGUUCCAUUCUUUCAGGUUGAUGGGAACAUGGGUAAACAUGCAGCGGAUCUGGAUUUGAAGACCCCGGAGGGAAAAGCAAAAUUCGAAGAGCUGCUUGCUGAUGUGGACAUCGUUGUCGAUGGCUAUCGACCUGGAGCCUUUGAUCGACUCGGCUACGGCCCCAAGCAGCUAUGUGAGAUGGCUAAGCGCCGAGGAAAAGGUAUUGUUUACGUCAACGAGAACUGCUUUGGCUAUGAAGGAGAGUGGGCUCAUAGGCCUGGGUGGCAGCAGAUUGCCGACUGUGUUUCUGGUGUUGCGUGGGAACAAGGCAAGUUCAUGGGCCUCUCAGAGCCUGUAGUGCCACCGUUCCCUAUAUCAGAUUACGGUACAGGCUGCAUGGGUGCCAUUACUGCUCUACUUGGACUGUUACACCGAACGAAACGAGGUGGAUCAUGGCAUGGUAAAGCCUCCCUGUUACAAUACGAUCUGCUCCUCUUCAAGGCAGGUCUGCAUACGGAGCAAGUCCAGGAGCAGCUGCGUCAGUUGAUGGGACCUGAGUUCCUGGCGCUGCGUCACGACAAUAGCGUGGAUCAAAUCAGCGGUACUGCAUUACGACAGAUGCGCCGACAGUUUCCUGCCUUCUUCACGCGCCCAAAGCUACUUGAUCACUGGUAUGCAGACAAGUACAAUGCAAACAUUGAAGUAGUCAACCCGGUCGCAGAGAUCCAGGGUCUUGAGAUUGAGUUCCAGAGGGCUAGCCGCCCAAACGGCUCGGAUUUACCCACGUGGGACUUUGGAUCUGAGGCAGAUGUUCGAAAAGGGUCAUGA